This is a messenger RNA of Centropristis striata (black sea bass), 6273 nucleotides long. It is a transcript of the gene lipeb, whose product is annotated as lipase, hormone-sensitive b. NCBI's taxonomy places the organism in Eukaryota, Metazoa, Chordata, Actinopteri, Perciformes, Serranidae. Gene Ontology annotation, cellular component: cytosol. Gene Ontology annotation, molecular function: triacylglycerol lipase activity; sterol ester esterase activity. Gene Ontology annotation, biological process: triglyceride catabolic process; cholesterol metabolic process. The coding region runs from base 102 to 2615 and encodes 837 amino acids. The record is from RefSeq and is a predicted model, not a curated record. The transcript is spliced from 13 exons.
CUCUCUUUCUCUCAUUCUCUCUUUCUUCUUUUCCAUUCUCUCAUUGCUUUCGUGGAAGAGAGGAGACAGACAAGGACAAAGCCUUGAACUCAGACGCUGUGAUGGACACCAAAGCAGUGUUUGCGACCCUGUACAGUGUGUGCGAAGAGAAUGCCACCUUCUUCUCAGGAGGAGCCAAAGGGUCGCAGGGUGAUGCGGCACGGCGGCUGGUGGACACCAUGAAGCUGAUCCAGGAGCACGCACGCAGCCUGGAGCCUGUUAUCUCCGGCUUUGCUGCAGUUUACCAUCACUUUGACUUUGACCCACACAUACCUGCCAAUGGCUAUCGCUCUCUGGUGAAGGUAGUGCGCUGCUGCAUUCUCCACAUUAUCCAGAAGGGGCGCUACAUCACCGCCAACCGCCGCAGCAUCUUCUUUCGAGUAGCGCACAACGCGGGGGAGAUGGAGGCCUACUGCAAUGCUCUGUGCCAGCUGCGUGCCCUGCUCUACUUGGCUCAGCGAAUGCUACAUGACAACAGCCAUGGCAACCUUUUUUUCCAGGACGAAAGUGGCCUCAGUGAGAGCUUUGUCCGUGAAUACGCAUCCAUGCACAAGGGGUGCUUCUAUGGCCGUUGUCUUGGCUUCCAGUUCAGUCCAGCCAUCCGACCCUGUCUCCAGACCAUCGCUAUUGGCCUUGUGGCCUUUGGAGAAAACUACAAACGCCAUCAGUCAGGAAUAGGUGUUGCAGCCAGCUCUUUCUUUACCUCAGGAAAGUACGCCAUCGACCCAGAGUUGAGAGGGACAGAAUUUGAACGCAUUACCCAGAACUUGGACGUCCAUUUCUGGAAGAGCUUCUGGAACAUCACUGAGACCGAAGUCCUGUCGAGUCUUGCCAGUAUGACAUCCACUCAAGUUAAGGUGAACCGUGCUCUUUCUGUGCCCCCUGUGCCCUUUGACCUUCCCCUGGCGGCCAAUCACAGAGCAUCUGUAACUAUAGCUGCGCCAUCAGCACACAUCGGCACAGCUCCAGUUCAGAUGAGGCUCAUCUCCUAUGACUUACGCGAAGGACAGGACAGUGAGACUCUGCUAUCUCUUUCCCGCUCUGAAGGGGGUGCCAUCUCUUUGUCACUGGGGCUGAAGACCAAGCGCCUCCCCUCAUCUCCCUACCUCUUGAUCCACUUCCACGGGGGAGGAUUUGUGGCCCAGACCUCCAAGUCCCAUGAGCCCUAUCUUAAGAGCUGGUCCCAGGACCUUGGUGUCCCCAUCCUGUCAGUGGACUACUCUCUGGCCCCUGAGGCCCCCUUCCCAAGGGCCCUGGAGGAGUGUUUCUAUGCCUACUGCUGGGCUCUGAGAAACCACCAUCUACUAGGCUGGACCGGAGAGAAAGUGUGUCUGGCUGGUGACAGUGCAGGAGGCAACUUGUGUGUGACGACAUCGAUGCGAGCUGCAGCGUUUGGUGUGCGAAUGCCAGAUGGCAUUGUGGCAAUCUACCCAGCUACCCUGCUGACCGCCUACGCAUCGCCCUCCCGUCUGCUAACACUUAUGGAUCCACUGCUGCCGCUCAGCGUGCUCUCCAGGUGUCUCAGUGCCUACGCAGGCAAUGAGCCACAAACGGAGACGCAGGUAGAGAAAGUGAGCACGCUGAGCCUGGUGAGGAGGGACACGGCUCUGAUGCUCAGAGAUUUCCGACAGGGAGCUUCCAACUGGAUUCAGUCUCUGCUGGAUUCAAACAGAGCCUCAGCCUCGCCUAGCACAGCUGCCGAGGCGCCACCAGGAGCCACCGACACGGUGAGGAAAAGCGUUUCAGCGGCGUCCAUCUCGUCCCCUCACGCAGACCCCCCUGUAGCCUCAGAGACCUCCGACUUCCCCUCCAGGAAAUUAUCUGUGAAGAGCCAGACGUGCCAGGACUUGGGAUCCCACAACAAUUCCACUUCUCACAGCGCACCGCUGCUCUCUGAGCGCAUUCCAGAAGAGGUGAAUUUCUUCCUCUCCGAGAAUGAAGAUCCCUCCAUGUCCAGCGACCUGUCUUCAGUGGCCAUACCACCCCCUGCUGGAGAGGAGGGAUCUGAGCUGGAGCACCAGAGGGAGUUUCCCCUGGGGUUUGAGCCGCUGCGAUCAGAGCAGCUAUCUGAGAUGAAAGUGCAAAGCUCUCCCGUGGUCAAGGAUCCGUUCUGCUCUCCUCUGCUGGCUCCUGAUAGCCUGCUCAGAGGGCUGCCGCCUGUUCACAUAGUGGCUUGUGCUUUAGACCCCAUGCUGGAUGACUCUGUGAUGUUUGCCAAGCGUUUGAGGAAAAUUGACCAGCCUGUCACUCUGUGCAUCGUGGACGACCUCCCCCAUGGCUUCCUCAGCCUAUCGCAGCUCUGCAGGGAGACGAAGGAGGCAGCCAACGUCUGCGUGGAGAGAAUUCGCACCGUCUUCACCCAGAAGGACACGCCCCCGGAGCCACGCAAGCACCGCAAGCUGGAACGGACCGAUAGGGGUGUGUCGGCCUCUUCUGGGGAAGCCGCUUCUCUCCUCAUUGGCCCCAUUGAGGGAGGGGAGCUAGCUGUCGGGAGAGGGACUAAAAUUUCCGAUGGGGAGGGCUUAGUUGCUGUGGCAGCCCAGAACAACACUGACGCUGUUGGUGUUGGGCCUUAAAUAAGGUUAGAUAAUAAAACAAGACUGCAGUUCACCCAAGGAGUGAAGGGAGAAAGAGUAAAUGAAAGUCAGAGGAAUUUAGGCAGUGCAAUGCCUAAAAGGCAGAGAGAAAGCUUCCUAAAAAAAAAACAGAAAGAGAGGGAGGGGACAGUCUCACAGUUUGAGAGACAAAAAAAUAGAGGAGGAGCACUGAAACACAACUUCCUCUGCUUUACAAUCCCUGUCUCUUGCACCGUCACGCAAUGACGCAAAGCUGGCAGACAAAAACUAACACACCCACUAAAGACAGUCAUGUUUUUGAAUAAAAUGGUAAUUUACCAGCUACUUAGAUCAAAGACCAGCACUCACCCACACAUGCAGCACACAUACUUAACAGAGUUGCCGUAAGGCAGCGGAGGCUCGGACAUAAAGCAGCGCAGGAGACACUUAAGACGAGGCCUGAAUGGGUGAUUCAUCUAGGCCAAGGCAGUCAUUUGAGGCCCUAAUCAGAUAGUGGUAGGCACACUAUAUGCUUCUGUAUAGAGUCAUCUCCAUCAAAAUGGCCACUUGUCCUUUAGGGAGCCACUCUAAAUCACACUUAAUAACUCCACAUUGUGUUCUCCAUUACGCCAGUUUGGCAGUCAAUACAGCUCACUUUGUGGAUUGUAACUCUGUUGACUCUCUCAAAUAGAAUUACAACGCUAAAACACAACAGACUGAAAGGAUCUAAACUGGAUGAAUUGAUUUACUUGUUUCUUGAGAUUCUGUUGUUUUUAAUCAUAUUAUUAACCCUAUGCAGUAGUAUUACAUUUAUUAUUUAUAUCUUGUUUUCUAUUGCUGUAUUUUAAUCAUUACAGGUUUGUUUGUUUGUUGAUUUGUACGUCAUAUUGUUUGUUUAAUGUAAUCGUAUGCUGUUUAUUCCGCAUUUUUGAAUGUGCUUAAUAUUUACCUCUGCUUCUUUGGCACAGCUGCUCCGACAUCCCUGAAAUUUCCAAUCAGACUCUUCUUCUAACCUUGGCUCUCAGAUAUCUGAAAAAGGCAAAUUUCAUUAUUUCAAGACUGUAAACAGCUGCUCCACAUUCUCCUUCUGCAGAAUGAGAGUAAGAGAGAAAGGCCAGCGGAAAGCCCACAGCUAUCAAUUCACAUUUUAAACUCCACUGCACUGAUUUCCUCUCAGGUUGUCCCCGUUCCUCGCCAGGCGUUAUUGCUCACUACUCCUGUGCGCAGUAGGCAGUGUUUCAAAGUACCACUUGUCUUGAUUCAGGGGAUUUCCUGGCUGACAAUCUGUUUCUACAAAUCGGAGGCUUUUAGGCAAAACUAGAGGACUCUGACCAAGAAAGAGAUUGUAAGAGUGCUGUGUAAAAGCCACUGAACUUGUAUUCGGCCGACUAUAAGUGGCUGGAAGACCAGAUGUUUUUGCUCCCCACCAUCACAUUCAGGUUGACUUUGUUUUCGAUAACCUAAAGGGCGCUCCUCUGAGCGCGUUGCCACCAAAGCACUUUGAAGUACACAAAAAUGUCCUUCGGAGGGUCAGUCCCUCUAUCAGGUCCAACUAAAUAUAGAUGCCAACAAUGCUGGCACCGUCCUGCCCUUGCCUGGUAACAGGGCUAGGGUUGCCAGGUCUGUAGAGAGGGAUGCUGUGUGAUGAAUAGGAUUUAGCUGAAGCUCCGAGUGCAAAAUCCUCCCGCCGUAGAAGAGCAGGAUUUUCAGCAGCAAAGUCAUGCUACGGGAUUAGACCAUGCUCAGUUCUGUCAGCUCGGAGUACUUACUGCAAUAUUUUUAGUCAGAUUGAUGGAGAGAACCAGGGCCGUGAAGAGAAAGAAAGUAAUACACUCAUCCCAGAUACUGGGCUGAAGUUUGUAUUUGCUUUACUAGCCGCUGCUUAUGCUCACUCUGCACUUUUGCAGUAGUUUGUUGAUCCGUACAAGUGUAUUUUAAGCUUGUAUACAUGUCGCUGUUUUUUUUUUUUUUCCUUUGCUCGGUGCCUGUAUGUGUGGCUCAAGUGGAAGUCUGCAUGUACAGAUUCACGUGAUCACACGAGUCCCUGCGGUGUGUGAGGAACAGGCGCUCACUUGUGUGUGUGCGCGCGUCCUCUUUGUUUGUGUCGCGUUUUCACGUUCAAAGGCACUUUACACUCAAGAGUAUUAAUUAUCUGUUGUUGAGAGCAAUAUCAAGCCACUAUGGGAAAUGUUUUUGUCUGUGAUAUACAUCGACUUGACUUCUUCAUCAACCCUGAAUCUCAAAAUCUUCAUCUAUGAAACCCAGCAGGGUUGAUUGUUCAUUAGCACUUUGUUGUAUGACGUAUGUGAGCUACUAGGUAGAAAAAAAGUGUCAAAUCCACCCACUUGCUGUUUAUUGACCUCCAUAUGCCUGUUACCCUUGAUGACCACUCGUGCAUCAGGCUAACCUGACUGCAGGAGACGUACCAGAGAGCCCAUCUGGUGUUUGGAACAAAGAAGUUUGCAGUGUUACCUUUUAAGUUUUCCUAAAUCCUGGCUUUUUUUUUUUUUUUUUUGCAGUUCUGCUGAUGCUUCUUUGCUUCCUGUAGCUGAGAGCUGAAAUGUUUUAUUCAGUAUUGUUUCAAUUAGUGCUGCUGCUCCAUUGAGUGUCUAAUUGUUGAUGAAACACAGACAAACUUUAUCAUCACAAAUUGUCCUUGUGAGUACAAACUAGCUGUAGUAUUUUUAGUACAUUUUAAUGCUGCUUUUUCUUUUGUCCUUUGUUUGUUCAAUUAUCAGGAUGUACAGCAUACCUCCAGUUUUUCUUCUUCAAAAGCAUCCUCACUUGAGAUUUCCUUCGCCCCAGGCUGAUUUUGUUGAAGUGCAAUGCAAUAUGCAAUGCUGCUACAAACAUGAGCUAGCUGCUUCAACAUUUACAGUAAAGCUAUGCAGAUGCACACCAGCGUCACACCAUAUUUAUCCUCACCGUCUCACUUUCCUCAGAAAUGCUGUGAUGCUUUUUACUGUUGUGCAAUGUGUUUGAAUCUCCUCAAGGUUGGAUUUCAUAGUUAGCAUACCAACCUAUAAUACCACAUCACUUCCUGGAAAUCUCACUUUAAGAAAAUGCAUCAAUAGGUUAUUGUGACUGACCUCAACCACUUUGCAAAAUGUAUUUGAUCAAUAUCCUAAAUGUAUUGUUAAAGUUUCAAAACAGAACCAAAGACUGAGCCAGAGUCUUGGAACAGAUGUUCUCGCUGUUUUAAUUGUUUUUUUUUUUUUGCUGUUAACUGGUAUCAUUGAAAAUGCAGGUGCUAGUCAAUGCCAUAGCCUGUCUGCACUCCGUAUGCAAAUUGCUCCGCACUGUAAAAUGUAAUUCUGGUGUAGAAUAUGAUUAGCCUUUAAAAACAAAAAAACAAAACAAGCCAUAGACUGGAAACAAAGCUGUUUUUAAGUUAACUUGUUUUUUGUUUUGUCUUUUUAAUUUUUUUUAAUUUACUUUCAUUCAAAACACCACAAGUGCAAACCUGUGAAUAAAAAAAAAAAGAAUGUAUAUUAAACAUUAUAUGAUUCAUGUAGAUAUUUUUACUUUCAGAUUUGUUAAUCAGAUUGAUUACAGAUUGAUUGAUUGACUGCAUUUUCUUUGCAGGUUUCAUACUAUAAUGAUAUGUCUGACAUGCCGCGAGUAGGCUGGUUUCUUCCUUUUGUUGAUUUUUAUCUAAAUAAAUAUAUUCUCCCAUGAA